GUUAGUCUUCCUUCUGGUCUUCAAUUCUGGAAACCUUUCAUAUCAAUACUUUUGAAUGGAACCUAACGAUUAUAAACAAAUCCUUCAAUUCAAGCGAUAUCAUCUGUGCAUUAACAUAAUUUACCUCUGCUGAAGGUGACCAGUGAGCUGGGCUAAUUGUUUUUUAAUUGCGGAUGCAAAAGGUUAUAUAUAGACCGACACGUUCCCCACCGCUUUCACACGAGAAAUGUACGCCAUAUUUUUGCUGUUUGCCUCGUUGGGAUUCGUAAUGGCGCAAUUCCACCAGGACACCUACGUCAUCGAGCACGAUCGGAUCGAGAUAUUGAAAUUCAACAGGUCGUUCGUCCGUCGUCCGGACUUCCAGGUGCUGUACUUCAACGAUACUGUGAAGAUGAAGGCCCUAAACGCUUCCGGUUACUUUAUAGCGCCCAUUCAAAACAAAGUGAAGAUGGAAGUGACCGUGUACCGAUUCGUCGGUGGCGCUUAUCGAGUUUUUCCCAUCAACGUGACGCUUGACGGUUGCAAUGAGAACAAGAGGAAUUUAUUCGGUUUGCAGUCCAUAUAUCAAUACACCAACUUUAAAGGAUGCCCUGUCCCCAUUGGUUACCUGUAUCUGAAAUACUAUCUGAUCGAGUAUGAGAAGUUUCCACCCCAUGUACCCUACGGGAAGUACAAGCUGUUCAUGGAGGUUCAUGCUAACGAGGGCGCGUAUUUUAUUGGUAACGGGAAUUGGUAUGGGUCUAUUGUACCAAAAAGGAAGGAUUAG
This is a messenger RNA of Photinus pyralis (common eastern firefly), 766 nucleotides long. RefSeq lists its product as uncharacterized. The record is from RefSeq and is a predicted model, not a curated record. Lineage: Eukaryota; Metazoa; Arthropoda; Insecta; Coleoptera; Lampyridae. The transcript is spliced from 4 exons. The coding region runs from base 227 to 766 and encodes 179 amino acids.